Messenger RNA from Rhizopus microsporus ATCC 52813, 615 nucleotides. RefSeq lists its product as uncharacterized. Bases 133 to 384 code for a protein of 83 amino acids. The record is from RefSeq and is a predicted model, not a curated record. Lineage: Eukaryota; Fungi; Mucoromycota; Mucoromycetes; Mucorales; Rhizopodaceae. The transcript has 3 exons.
CUUUAUUUUGUGCAGGCUGUAAUUUUUUGUGCAGGCUGUUUGUGCAGUCUGUAAUUUUUUGUUUAGGUUGUUUUUUUUUAUGUACUGUUUUUUUCUUAUUGCCAUCUUUUUCUGUAACGUAUUUUUCCUACCAUGAUUACUAUUAGUAGAGAACAAGCAAUCUGUAUGUUUUACUGCCAGCCCUAUAAUGAGUCAAACGCCUCUAAACUAUCCAAGUUAAUUGACAACAUGGACAAUAUUGAAAUCUGCUAUUCAGAUGACCCCACCGAGCCAAUGCUCAUUUCGCUCCAAUCCCUCCAUACUAAUUCCUUCAAAUACCAUCAAUAUCCUGCUUUUCUGGACAAUUGUAAAAGGGAUAAGAGUAGCAAUCAAGCUAAGAGAUAAAAAAACAGUCUAUGUUUAUAAAUACUUUUUAUUACAACAUAUAAAUUUUGGAAAUAAUAAACUUUUUAUUUUGAUCGUUGAACCGGCUUGCUCCUACAUUCAAACUUCUUUAAAGUGCCUGGUUCAUUUAACAACUGAAUUCUUUUGUAUGUCCAUACUCUGUUUUUAGCUGCUAUGUUAUUGACUAUUAUUAUUUCCAGAUUUGGAUACUGUUUUAGAAAUUCAUACAAG